Messenger RNA from Aspergillus vadensis CBS 113365, 588 nucleotides. RefSeq lists its product as uncharacterized. The record is from RefSeq and is a predicted model, not a curated record. Lineage: Eukaryota; Fungi; Ascomycota; Eurotiomycetes; Eurotiales; Aspergillaceae. The transcript has a single exon. The coding region runs from base 128 to 466 and encodes 112 amino acids.
GUCUCCAAGUGAGGGCUUCAGCUUCGAUCGACAGAUGCAUGCAUAUGCGAUGGAGUCGGCUUGCCUUACAUGAUUUACGAUUGAUGAUUUUAAAGCGAAGAAAAAUAGCCAGAUCAGGGGAAGGUUCAUGGAUAUACAGUUAUCUGUCCUUGGUGUGAUAUCCUGGCUUGUCUUUUUGAAUUGUUUGGUUGCUGUUGCAGUACCAUUAUCUCAUGUACAAUGUGAUCUGGGUUGUCAUGCAUCCCAAGUCAUUAUCUGCUUGUAUUAUAUAGCACUGGCAUGUUGCGCAGGAAGCACCAGACAUACCGAAAGAAAUAGAGAUAAGAAUUUAUUUUCAAAAUGCCUAGUACACCCAUGUAGAAACAAUAUCGAUCUUCAUAAAGCAGCUGAAAUGACUUGUAUCUAUGAUUGGCAUUCUAUUUACUAUUCAAAUGGGAGGUCUACUUUAUUCCGGUUGUGUAAAUGACCCAAGUACAAAAAGAGAGGCAAGGAAAAAAACCCACGACAGUCCGCCCCGUGCAAGUCUCUAAACCGACGCGAGCCAAGAAGAAAUGAGCAGCAGAAUCCAAACCAAAACUCCCAAGCCUG